CGCUCGGUGACCUGCUCUUCAGAGAAGACCCGAAGAACCACGUAUCAACACAAGAAUCGAGUUUUCAUCCCACCAUGACCUCUUCACUCCUCUCCAGAGACUCACAGCUGAAGAGUAUGGAGUUGACAAUAAGCAACGCUGAAAAGUACAUGGGUCAGUUCUGCACGUCGCUCGCCGCGUACACCCGCAAAACGGCUAAACUGAGAGACAAAGCCGACUCCCUCGUCCAGCAGCUGCACGAAUACGCCAGCACCGAAGGCCCUGAGCUCAGAAUCUGCCUGAAGAACCUCUCAGAAGAUCUAGCCAUGGUGCAGGAUUACAGACAGGCCGAGGUUGAGAGGCUGGAGAUGCGCGUGGUCUCCCCGUUAAAGGCGUACGGGAAUAUUGUGAAAACUAAACGAGAAGACUUGAAGAGGUUUAGUGCUGAUCGUAACAGGGAGAUGAAAGAGCUGCAGAGGUUGGAAAAGCUCCGGCUGAAGAACCCAGGGGACAGACAGAGCAUCACACAGGCUGAAACAAACGUGCAGAAAGCCAGCAGCAAUGCCAACAGGAGCUCCAGGCAAAUGGAGGAGACCAUCAUGGACUUCCAGAGACAGAAACUCUGUGAUGUAAAGAGGAUCUUCACCGAGUUCAUCAUGGUGGAGAUGCUCUUCCAUGCCAAAGCUCUGGAGGUUUAUACACACACCUUCAACAACUUGGAAACUAUGGACAUUGACAAAGAUCUAGAGUUUUUCAGGAACCAAAUCCAGAUUUCUGGCCCUCUUUUGGAAAACACAGCUCUUAUCACUAAUGUGCCUCAAUACUCGAGUCCCACUCAGUCUACACUCAGACUGACUCACCAGCCGAGCCUUUCUCACCCCGUGCGGACCUCGGAUCGGCCGAAAAAGUCUCUGAACAGACCUUUCCGCAGACAGCAGGAGAUGGACAGGGAAGAGGAAGAGGAGGAAGAAGAGGAGGAAGAAGAGGAAGAAGAGGAGGAGAGAUACGACUCCGAGUCAGACGCGGAGGAACCACAGACUUUCCGGCAGUCCUAUGCCUCUCAGUAUACCACAACUCUCAGACAGAAAUGAGAAAUGUUCAUCAAUUUGUCAUGUGUGUAAAAAAACAAACAAAAAAAAAAACAGUGAUCAUGUGAUAUGGAGUGUAAUUUAUAGACGAUAAAUGAUGUAAACGAUAUGACAUAUGAAGAGCAGAACUUACUGCCCAGUUAAAAUGAUGACGAUGAUUAUUAUUAUUAUUAUUAAAGACUGUACUGUGUUUUAAUGCUGAAAAUUAAAUCGAGGUGAAUAUUAGAAAUAAACCUAAAAUGCCGUACGAUUUA
Molecule: messenger RNA, 1321 nt
Organism: Ictalurus punctatus (channel catfish)
Lineage: Eukaryota; Metazoa; Chordata; Actinopteri; Siluriformes; Ictaluridae
Gene: cibar2
Product: CBY1 interacting BAR domain containing 2
Exons: 9
Coding region: 75-1070 (331 amino acids)
Biological process (GO): cilium assembly
Cellular component (GO): ciliary basal body; ciliary transition zone
Source: RefSeq, a predicted model, not a curated record